UGCGCAUAAUUGUCUGCGAAAGACUUGAUGCAACGACGUGAGAAUUCCCGUUCAAGAACCACCGCCUGUUGUGAUGCCUUCUGCAGAGACCUGAAUGGUCCAAAACCCGGACGGCCCCGUUGUGGAGUUUGCGUGGUCAACCCUUUCAGCGGCUUUAAGCUGGAUUGGAGCCACCGUGCUUGGCGUCACGGCGGAAACCAUCGUUGUCACAUCGCUGGCAUAUUUCAAGGGACAUUACAACGACGUGCAACGCAAAAACUCCUCAGAACGCCUGCACGUCCAACCGUGCUACACGAAGAGCUGUCAACAUGCGGCCGAGGCACUAGCCACUAUCCUGAGUUUCAACGUCAAUCCUUGCCACGAUUUCUUCGCCUUCGUCUGCGACAGAUACAACGAACAUAUUCCAGACGUCUUCAUAGGUGGACGCAACAGUAUCUUGAGUUACGCCAUAGCUCUUCUGUUCGUGCCCCCGGCCGCCGAGGGUCGUCAACUGUCUGCCAUUGAGAAAGCCGCCACUUUGUUCAGAUCGUGCAUGCGUCUCUUCUCAUCGGACAACCAGGAUUCCAGGUAUGUGCUCUCCAACAUGAUGAACGACAUGCACGUCAGUCUGGACCUUCCGCCCCCGACUUUCGAUCCCUUCGAAUCGAUAGUACGCUUGGGAUUGGAGUACAACAUCCCCGUCUUCGUAUCCAUCGCCGUUGGGAACAACCUAGACCGGAGAAAGGGUAGAACCAUGCAGAUAUCGCACAGCAGCAAAGAGCUGGAGUGGUACGCCAAGAGGAAGAAGAAUCGCAGACAGGCACGGAAGGUAUAUCACGAGUGCUACAAGGCGUACUUCAAAGGCACGUACGAUCAGACGUCGUUAGGCAUCAAAGCCGGUAUGUUCGCGAGAGAUAUUGAGCAGGCGGAGGAAGAUGCCUCUAAUAUCGCCUGGAAUGUCCCUCUUACGGACUCAGAUAGGCCGUCAUACCAGGAGACGACAGUAGGACAACUUCCAGAUGACUGGCCGGUUGUACUGAUAAAUCUCGGAAAACAAUAUGUCCACGAGAAGGACGUGGUGUUCGUCGAUCCAAAAGCCACUAAAUUUAUCAAAACUUUGCGUAGCCGUUUUGCUGACAUUGAAAUGAAAAUCCUCAUAGCGUGGGUUUUGCUAAGAGAAUACGGCGUGUAUGUUAGUCCGUCUCUCUUGGCGACUCUAUCGCCUUCGCGAUCGCCUCGAGACCUGUGCUCUGCACGAGUUUCGGAAGUAAUGCCGGUGGCGUUUUCUGCGUCCUACCUUUCUAAAGUGAUCACUGAAGACGCUAUCCAAGCAGCGGAGGGCAUUGUGCUCAACGUCAGAGACGCCUACAUCGCAUCGCUCAUCAACACCAGCUCGCUCGAUGACGAACCGAAAGCAGCCGCCAUCGCAAAGUUGACGGCCAUGGAGUUCUAUUCAGCGUACCCAAAGGGUCUCAUCGACGUCCAGCAACUAGAUGCGUAUUACGAAGGAUACACACCGGAGGAACGGGAGCCAUUCUUUGACGCUUGGCUGCGAGGGGCUAAAGCGCUCCAAGUAAAGAAAAUCAGCGCCAUCAACACCGGGGCUGUGUUUCCUGUGUAUGAAUCAAAAGUAUUCUACGUGGUUCACAGCAAUCGGUUAGUAGCUUUGGCACCCGCUCUUCGACCGACGCUCUUUAUACGAGACGGUCCGGCGUCGUUCAACUACGGUGGGUUAGGAGCGCUAGCCGGACGAGAGAUCAUGUACGGGUACGACUUGAACGGCAGCACGUACGACGCGUUCGGAAAUAAGCACAACUGGUGGUCACCACCUGCGAGGGACCACUACUUGAAACAAGCGCAGUGUGUGAGGCUGUCGGCUGACACCCUGACCGAAGGAAGCGUGAAGUUGGGCAGCGAGGCAGGUGAUGUACUCCUCGCUGACUUAGUGGGUCUGCAAAUGGCGGCCAGAGCCUUUCAAGCUGUCGCUGGAGGAAAGGAUCCCGUGCUCCCAACACUUCCAUUCUCUCCGAUGCAGCUAUUUUUCCUCGCUCACUGCUACAAAUGGUGCGACGGGCAUGACGAAACGGACGGCCUUCGCCAUAGGGAACGAUGCAACGUUGCCGUCACCAAUAUGGCGGAAUUUGCGGACGCUUUCAAUUGUAAACUCGGCGACCGUUUAAACCCCUCUGAGAGGUGUUCCUUCUUCUGAUGGAAUAGUUAAGAUGGUGAUAAUUGAAGUUAUUCCUAAUGGACGUGCACGAGGUAAAGACCAAACAAACAAUAAACCGACGCAUCGUGUUUGUCUCGAAUUUGGGGUGUGCUGUUUGGUUGAGAUUUCGCGUUGUGCAGGCAUAGUUGAGAUAAUUGUUUAAGGAUUUGACACAUACCUUCAUUUUUAGAUGACUUAGUAACCGUUGUCGAUCCUGCAUUUUCUGCUGUAUACAUUUGAACAUGCGAAGCAUUAACAAGCAUUCUGAUGAACUCACCGUGUUGACUUAAAAAAAUAUUGCAA
Messenger RNA from Ornithodoros turicata, 2491 nucleotides. RefSeq names its product membrane metallo-endopeptidase-like 1. The record is from RefSeq and is a predicted model, not a curated record. Gene Ontology annotation, cellular component: plasma membrane. Lineage: Eukaryota; Metazoa; Arthropoda; Arachnida; Ixodida; Argasidae. Gene Ontology annotation, molecular function: metalloendopeptidase activity. Gene Ontology annotation, biological process: protein processing. The transcript is spliced from 2 exons. The coding region runs from base 95 to 2188 and encodes 697 amino acids.